AUGGACUGGAUCUACAGCAUAUCACAGUUAGUCAAAUCUGAAUUCCAGAAAAUGCCUGAAGACCAAGAACAGAUAGAGGGAGAGGCACUGUAUAAGAUCGUGCGAAGCUUUUUCGACGAGCCCCUCACAGUCGAAAAGGAUCAAAAAACCGUCGAGAUCCAGACUUCUCCCAUUCUUGUUGAUAAGCUCACAACCAUCCAACUGCGCCAAUGUCUGUCUCUUGUGGACAAGAACUUGGGUGAGACAAUGACUCUUGUCUAUGGAAAAGACUGGAAGUCAGACAAGGUGGAAGAGAUGCGUGACCCUGGUUUGGUGUAUUUGUUGCUUCAUCACGAUACAGAGUUCGUAGGAUUCAUUUCCAUCAAGGCGGUCGAGGACAAUGAGUCUCAUGUCCUGUACAUCUAUGAGCUACAGAUUGUAAGGAACUAUCGACGCAUGGGACUCGGAUCAAAGCUUCUGGGCAUUUUGGACCAGAUCGUUGAACUAGUCAAUUCGGAUCCUGCGUACACCAGCAAGUUUGGCAAGCUAGAAGGGCUUUCACUCACGGUCUUUAGCAGCAACGAAGGUGCCAAAAAGCUUUAUUUUUCAAAAGGUUACCGAAUCGCAUCGCAUUCACCUGCAGUCAGAUAUUUGCGAAACCGAAAAAUUCAGCCCGAUUAUUUUAUCUUGGUGAAAAACAAAAUUUAG
Molecule: messenger RNA, 687 nt
Organism: Ogataea haglerorum
Lineage: Eukaryota; Fungi; Ascomycota; Pichiomycetes; Pichiales; Pichiaceae
Exons: 1
Coding region: 1-687 (228 amino acids)
Cellular component (GO): nucleus
Molecular function (GO): protein N-terminal-serine acetyltransferase activity; histone H4 acetyltransferase activity; histone H2A acetyltransferase activity
Source: RefSeq, a predicted model, not a curated record